Menidia menidia (Atlantic silverside) is the source of this 1737-nucleotide messenger RNA. NCBI's taxonomy places the organism in Eukaryota, Metazoa, Chordata, Actinopteri, Atheriniformes, Atherinopsidae. The record is from the annotation of a GenBank genome assembly.
AUGUCUCUUGAUAACUUUUUUGCGUCUACUGCAUCGAGCAAAAAGAAGAAAGGAGGUCGGAAAGCUGGGGCUAAUGCUAGCAUAGCCGCAGCUAAUCAAAACGACCAAGACGAUGUGGCUGAAGACAUGGAGCAGGGCUGCACUGUGAGCGAUGUGGAAGAAGCUAACACUCUAAAAGAAGACAUCAUAGAAUAUCGAAGAAAUAAUGGACAGAAAAAAAAGUUUGAUAGUAUGACGCGGCGAAUGGCUGCCGCUGAGCAGCGCAUCUCUGAUCUGGAAGACGCAACAACGAGAAGCGCGCCAAGGAUUGACAGCAUGGAGAAAACUAUUGGAAAAACACUGGAAAGGCUGGACAGCAUCGAAAACCAAAGCAGGCGCCAGAACAUUAAGAUUAUGGGACUAAAAGAAGGCAUCGAAGGCAGAGAACCGGCGGCUUUUUUCGAGGAGUGGAUUCCUAAAGUGCUGGGACUGCAGCAGACACAGAUCAAAAUCGAAAGAGUGCACCGCACCGGACCCCCGGCCGGACGAAGGGACCCAGACCACCCACGGGCAGUCCUGGUGAGACUCCACAACUACAUCGAUAAACAGAAGAUUCUCAACGCUGCAAGGAAUAAAGGAAUAAUUCAAGUAGAGGAUCGCAGAGUGUCCUUUUACCAGGAUUUUUCUGCGGAGAUUGUCAGAAAGCGACAGGAGUCCGCAGGUGCUCGGCGUCAGCUGCGAGAGGCCGGUGUGAAGCUGGCAAUGCAUCCGCCCAGACCAUUGGAUCGCACAGCCUCAUGGAGGUUAAACAGAUUGCUGCUGCUAAAUGAAGAUUUUACAAAAUUGCUAGAAGAGCAGACAGACAUCUUUCUAGAAUUCAAUGACAAUAAUAAUACUGACCCCAGAUUGAUAUGGGAUGCUUAUAAGGCAUAUAUGCGGGGUAUAAUAAUAUCAUAUUCCAGUCGUAAGAGGAAAGAACAAUUAGCCGAACAAAAUAAAAUUGAAAACAAAAUUAAAAAAUUGGAAGAGGAAUAUAUUUUAUCUAAAUCUGGUAAAAUUCUAGGGGAACUCAAAACAACCCGGGCCUCACUAUCUGAUCUGAUAACAAAGAAAGCUGAAAAGGAUAUAUUAUUUGCACGGCAAAAGUUCUUCGAACACGGUAACAAACCAAAUAAAUAUUUGUCAAGAUUAGUAAACAAAUCACCUGGCACGAACUUUAUAUCCUCAAUUCAGGACGAAAGUGGUCAUCGUCAUAUGGAUAACAGACGCAUAAAUGAAUGCUUUAAGCAGUUUUAUGAAAAAUUGAAACCUAAAAUUAAAAUGGAGGUUUUACAACUUCCCAGAACCUUGGGUGGAUGGGGUCUGCCCAAGGUUGAGAACUAUGUACUGUCUAUACAUGCAAGAACUAUUUCACAGUGGGCUAUCCAAAAACACGCUAAUCCAUGGCUCGAGAUUGAGGAAAGUGUCUGUAAACCUUGUCGCCCUAUAAAUAUGCUAAAUAAACAAAACAGAGAACUACCACUCAUGGUAAAAAAUAAUUUUUUAAUUACUAACACAAUUAAGGCAUGGGGCAUUUUGAGGAAAUUGUUUGGUCAGAACAAAAAUUUUUCGUCUCUGACAACACUUGUAGAUAAUCUGGAUCUGACAGUAGAGGGCGCUGGACCUGAUCUCAGGGACUUUAAAGUGUUCAACAGGAGGAACCAGAUCCUGCUGAUGAGUCAGCCAGAGAGAGGACAUCAGACCGAGGCGAUCUGGUGA